AUGGCAGCGAGGAUCGCCCAGGAGCUGCAGGAAGCACGGACCUGGAGCGGAGCCUGCGACCUGCGGCCGCUGGACGGGAACCUGCUGCGGUGGGAGGGGCUGCUGCUGCCGAAUAUCCCCCCAUACAGCGCAGGUGCCUUCCGCUUCGAGCUGACCUUCUCCCCUCACCACCCCCUGUCCCCACCCUGUGCCACCCUCCGCACCAGCAUCUAUCACCCCGGCGUGGACACCACCGGCCGGGUCUGCCAGCCCCUCACCUCUGCACAGCACUGGGUACCCACCACCCGUGCCAUCCAAGUGCUACAGGACCUGCUGCUGAUGCUGGACAGCCCAGGCACGGAGCGGGUGCUGCGGCAGGAGCUGUCCCGUGAGCUGCGCCAGCAGCCGGAGGUGUUCUGGCACCGGGCGGAGGAACACACUCGGUGCCACGCGGAGCCGCGCCCUGACCGCCCUGCGCCAUGA
Messenger RNA from Indicator indicator, 462 nucleotides. It is a transcript of the gene UBE2L6, whose product is annotated as ubiquitin conjugating enzyme E2 L6. Lineage: Eukaryota; Metazoa; Chordata; Aves; Piciformes; Indicatoridae. The transcript is spliced from 4 exons. The coding region runs from base 1 to 462 and encodes 153 amino acids. The record is from RefSeq and is a predicted model, not a curated record.